Loa loa (African eye worm) is the source of this 6060-nucleotide messenger RNA. RefSeq names its product bromodomain containing protein. Gene Ontology annotation, cellular component: transcription factor TFIID complex. The record is from RefSeq and is a predicted model, not a curated record. Gene Ontology annotation, biological process: RNA polymerase II preinitiation complex assembly; transcription by RNA polymerase II. The coding region runs from base 148 to 5604 and encodes 1818 amino acids. NCBI's taxonomy places the organism in Eukaryota, Metazoa, Nematoda, Chromadorea, Rhabditida, Onchocercidae. The transcript has 43 exons. Gene Ontology annotation, molecular function: TBP-class protein binding; RNA polymerase II general transcription initiation factor binding; RNA polymerase II general transcription initiation factor activity.
GUUAGUUUGCAUAAAUGUAAUAAGUGGAACUAUGUCGAGUUGCGCUGAAGGAGUGAACGUUUUAGACAAAAUGAUCCACAUUACACUUUUAUUUUCGAACAUUCUUCGUUAUAUUUAUUUGCACUCUUCCCAUAAACAUAUAGAGUGAUGGAGGACACCGACAACGACUCGUCUCGGAGUUCUACUCGAGAGCCUAGCCCUUCAUACUUUAACGAUGAGGAGAGUUUGAGAACAGCUGUAAGCGACGAAGAUUGUGAAGAGGAAAAUCGUAAUACUAGUUCCAGUUCGUCCGAUGCGGAUACUGAAGAAUUCUACCGAAAUCAUCCCUGUGCUACCAAUGAGCCAUGGUACAUUCAUCAUUCUCAUUUGGUGGAUCAAACUAAUGAUGCAAAAGAUGAACAUGAUGAUAUUUCAGAUGAUGAUUGUAAUUCGACUGUUGCUGAUUGUAAUGAUGAACCAUUUAUACCGCCAUCAGAACGUGCUGAUGCUCCUUUGGCAGGGAUUCUGCAGAAUCCUGAACUUGAUAAAGUCAAUCCAAGGCGAUUUUUCCCAGAAUACUCACCCAACAAAGUCUUACGAUUUUCCCGUCUUUUCGGAGCUAACAUCAAAUCUUCAUCGAAAACAAGAAUUUGGUGGCCAUCAAAAACUUUUCGAGCAAACAGCCCCAAGCAAGAGGAAGAUGAAGAGGCGAUAGGAGCAGUAAGCGUAGAAGAGCCGCAGGUAUUCAGAAAGCCUAUAGAACUCACGGAAACAUCGCAGUUUAUUGAAACUUACGGUCCGAAGUUAAUAUUUGGAGAUCCCCCUGCUCCAGAGGAUUGUCUUGUGGAUGAUGAAGUUCUUUUAAAAAGACCUUCAAUUUCGACUGUAUCGGCUAGAAAUGGUAAUGAUGAUGGCGACGUGAAUGAUAUAUCGCCGUGGAGAUUCGGUCCCGCGCGUAUUUGGUAUGAUUCAAUGAAUGUUUUGUCUAAUCCAUCUCAUUUCGAUUACGGGUUCAAACUGAAACGUGAGCAGUCGUUGCGAAAAAAAUGUAUCAUGAAGGAUGAGAAGAAUGAUAAAAGUGAAGAUGAAGUGAUCGAGGAAGACAUAGGUCCUGGAUUGGCAGCGAGUGAACCAUUCUCUCCUGAAACAUUCCUUCCUGUAAAUUUGAUUCGGUGGGAAGAUGACAUAAUACUCGAUGAAGAACAGGCUAGACAACAGAUUUUGAAAGGUUUGGCUUCUCAACCACCCGACAAAUUGCCUGAAUGUGGUUGGAUACCCACACAGCAAACGAGAAAUUACGAAUCUUUUAUAACAGCUUUUAAAACGCGUGCAUUUGAACAAAUGUUCUCGAAACCAGGCACACUUCCUUCAUUAAAUAGUGUGAAUUUGGAUUUUCCAAAAGAACCAACUCCCUCUCAUUCUCUUUUUCCUAUGGAAAACUAUGAUUUACUUUAUACAAGAUGGGAAGAUGACAUUAUAUGGGAUUCAGAAAAUAUGGAUCAUAUACCAGAGCCGAAACUCCUUACUCUUGAUUACUCAGACGACCCAAAAUUGUUUGGUAUGCCAGAAGACAAAGCGACUGAGGAUAAGAUUCAGGAUGGUGAAUUACCAAAUCCACCAAAACCGUUCGAUCGGAAGGAGCAUCAAUUCACAAAGAAAUCCAAAAUGAUUCUUGGUCAAGUGCAACAACGACAGAAGCAAGAAGAAGAUGAACAAAUGGAGAGUUCAAUCGCUCAGCUGACUGACAAAGAUCCAUUUAACCUUAGCAAUGAUGAUUAUUACAGACCUAAAAAUGUUGAAAGGACAGUCAGUUCCGUUUCUGGUAGUUCACUUAUUCAGCACUCACUACCUGCGCAGAAUAUACAUCGGACGUUUUUCCCGACGCAUUUGAAUCCAUUUAAAUUGCGGCAUUAUCAUCGUUUACCUUUGUCUAAGCGGAUCUUGCGAACAACAGGCACCCGCCUCGUGUCUGUUAAAACAUUAACCAAACUAAUCAAAGAAAAAGAAGAAUUUCGUGAAAAACAGAAGGCAGCAGAAGGAGGAGGUGAGAUUUUUUUUAUGCGCGAAGUGCAAGAUCUGUCGGGUAAGGAUAGCACUCUCUUAUUGAUGGAAUAUUCUGAAGAGCAUCCACCAUUGCUCAAUCAGCCCGGGAUGGCCAGUAAAAUCAGGAAUUAUUACAAACGGAAAGUUGGAAAAGAGACAGAUCCAGAAUAUGAAUUUGGUGAAACCGCUUUCACACACACUUCUCCAUUCUUGGGUUCUCUUGCACCAGGCCAAGGUUUGCAGUCGUUGGAGAACAAUUUGUAUCGUGCUCCCAUUUACAAACAUUCAUCGAAUCCAAAUGAUUUUCUUCUUAUCCGUACAAAACAAGGAUAUUUUAUCCGUCACUGCCCGACCUUAUUUCUUGUUGGUCAGGAGUGUCCAUUGUAUGAAGUACCAAGUCCGAAUUCGAAGCGAGCAACAGUUUUUGUCCGGGACUUUUUGCUGGCUUAUAUUUAUCGACUUUUCUGGGCCAGUGGUCAAAAUCCUAGAAGAUUAAAAAUGGAGGACAUCAAAGAAGCAUUUCCUCAUUACGCUGAAAGUUCGGUGCGCAAAAGGUUAAAACAGUGCUCAGAUUUCAAGCGAUUGGGACAAGGUCCUGACCAAAACUACUGGGUUUUACGAAGUGAUUUUCGAUUACCGAGUAAAGAAGAAGUACUUGCAAUGGUAACGCCGGAAAUGUGUUGUGCGCAGUAUAGCAUGCUAGCGGCUGAACAGCGCUUGAAAGACGCUGGUUAUGGAGAGAAGUAUUUCUUCACUCCGGAAAAUGAAGAUGAUUCUGAUGACCAAGUUACCAUCGAGGAUGAGAUAAAAUGUGCUCCGUGGAAUACGACACGGGCUUACAUAUCAUCAAUGAAAGGCAAAUGUUUGUUGGAUCAAACGGGUAUAGCUGAUCCAACCGGAUGUGGUGAAGGUUUUUCAUAUGUUCGUGUCAGUGCUAAACCACAGAAAGCUAAAGAGGAAGUGACAAAUGUCCCGAAACGAUUGGUAACUGGAACAAAUGCCGAUCUUAGAAAGUUACCACUGAAAGAAGCAAAGGAAAUAUGUCGAGAUUAUGGUGUCAGGGAGGAAGAGAUUAAUUCGUUAAGUCGAUGGGAAAUAAUUGAUGUCAUUCGAACAUUGUCUACACAAGCCGCUAAAGCAAGAUCAGAUUUCUCCGGUAUGGCUCGUUUUGCUCGUGGAAAUAUCAGGUUUAACUUCGCAGAUAUGCAAGAAAAAUACAAAAAAUUCUGUCAGAGAACAUUUGAUUUGCAAAAUCAGACAUUGUCGAAUACAGAUAUUUUAAGUACGGAUGAAGGAAGCAGUGGGGAGGAUUCAGAUAAUGAAGAACUUGCAACGAAGCUUGAGAGCAUGCUAGAUGUUAAUAAAGGCAAGUCAUUCACACUUGAUAAAAAAAAGUUGGAGUUCGAACAAGAGGAAAAGGAACGAAAGGCGCUGCAAAAAAUGCUUUGUAAUGAUGAGCCUACAGGGUCCUCUACAACUAAGCAUGAAAAAGAAAGUGAUAUAAAAGAUAAGGAGUUGAAUGCAACAACGGUAUUCAGCGAAAUGCAAAAUUCUCAGAUGUCAACGCCUUCUGUAACAAGAAAACUUAAAAUAUAUCGUACUUAUCGAGCUGAGGAUGGCACAGAAACAACUCGAGUUGAAGUAAUUACACGCCAACAGCUGAUCGACGCGUAUGUCCGUAUACGUACAAGAUGUGAUGAAACGUUCAUUCGAGUAUAUGCGCAAAUGGAUGAGCAGUUUAAGGAAGAAAGAAGAAAAGAAAAACGACGAUUACAAGAUCAGUUGCGCAGAAUUAGACGUAACGAGCUCAAAGCUAAGCUUCAUGGUGUACCCAUUGGACAACCUAUUACCAAGACGAAAGUAAUGGAGAAGAAGCCACCAGUUAUAAAACCAAAUCUGUUGAAAAUGAGAUGCAGUGCUUGUCAUGGUACGGGACACAUGAAAACCAACAAAAAUUGUCCAUUAUAUGGUAAAGAUCCGGCGAAAACCAUCAAAACCGUUGGCGAUAUCCAUCCGGUAGCUUUGACGGAUGAACAACUUGAGAAGAUGGCCGUUCCAUCUGGAGAACUGAUUGCAGUUGAAGGCACAAAAUUGAAAAUAUCAAGAAAAUUGUACAGUCAUGCAGAAAUGAUCAAGAAAAAUGCGCUUAGGCUUCAUAUACCUCGUGAACUAAUAGAAGGUGAUAAAAAACUAGCAGCAGAAAGAGACAAGCGAUCAUCAUUGACUCCAGCUGAACCAGAAGAAAGUAUGGUACAUGGGAACGACGAUCAUGAUGAUACUGAUCCAGACGACGAUAUACAAAUCCUAGGAAUUCCUGAACCACCUAAAACAAGCAAAGCUCGGUUAACUACAGCUGGUUCAAGUAAGCGCCGACAUACUGCUGAAAUGGAAGAUUACCUGUACGGCCCACAAAAAACCGUUAAACGGAUAAGAGCUGAUCCAAAAGUAUCGAUGUCGAUUGUUUUGAGCGAAAUAUUUAACGAUGUUCGCAGUGUCUUCGGUUGUGAAGAAAUUAUGUUUCCAGUUAAUCCAAAAAAAGUCCCCGAUUAUUACAACAUUAUAAAGGAACCAAUGGAUCUGCAACAGAUCAAGAAGAAAAUUUCUGAGAAUAAAUACGAAUUGAGACGGCAGUUUCUGUAUGAUAUCAAGCUGAUAAUGGAUAAUUCAAUUCUUUAUAAUGGUGGUGGCCACCCUAUCACAAUUACUGCAAAAAAUGUAUUUGAAAUGGCAUCCAGACAUGUUGCUGAACGCGAACAGAAAUUGAUUGCUUUGGAGAAAGCAAUUAACCCCUUGCUCGAUGAUAAUGAUAUCAUUGGUUUCUCAUUUAUACUGAAUGAAAUUGUACAGGAGUGUAAAAAUAUACCUAAAAGCGUUGCAUUCCAUUUUAAAGUUGACCCAAAGAAGCUGCCUCAAUAUUAUGAAAAAAUACAUCAACCGAUGGAUUUGGGUACCAUGCAGCAAAAUAUUAAGGAGCAUCGUUACACCACUGUCGAAGCAUUCCGAAAUGAUAUUAAACAGAUCAGACGGAACAGUGAACUGUAUAACGGACCCCCAGAAACAUCACAGUACACAUCGAAAGCUGUUGAAAUAUGUACACUGGCCGAAAAGAUGCUUGAGGAACGAAAGGAACAGUUAGCGGAACUAGAGAUGAAUAUACAGUCAACAUUAAACGAACACGUAGAUCUCGAAUCAAAUGCAGCGAGUACUAUAUGCACUGAAGAAGUAGAGGAACCAUCUCCGGGUUCAAGACCUGAUGAAUCUGAAUUAAGACUGAAUGAAAAUAUAGUCAAAAUGGAACCAGAUGAUGAUGAAGAGAUGACACCAAUGGGUAAUCUGCAGGAUGAUCUUGCUUUAAGUGGUGAUGAUGACCUAGAUGACGAAGAUCAGGAUUUAGGCAGCAGUUGUGAUGCAACAGGUGAAGUUAAUAACCAGUGUGAUGUGGAGAAUGAUUUGCUACAAUCUCGAAUGCAUACUUCUGGUCAGCUGAACGCAGAUCUAGCACUGAGCGAUACUGAUGAGGAUGAAGAUGAGCAGUUUUUGGAGGCAAAAAGACCAAAGCUAGAAGAUCUUACUACGCUUUGAUUACGUCACGGGGAUAAUUUUUUAAGACGAGAGCAAAAAGACUCAUCCCUAUCUUAAAGUUGUUCACAAUAUCCAGCAGAAUGAAUUCGUUGGUUGUUCUGACCCCGCGAAUUUAUAUUAUGGGUUUUGUUUCUGAUUAUAUUUGGUGCUGUUCUCUUUUUUUUUUGUAACAGUAGAAUUACUUUGAUUACUGGUGUAUAGUUAUGCUGUUCUGCAGUAAUUUUGUUCGCAGGUCCUUCUGUUUCUUGGAAAAGAGUUUUGCAACAAAAGUUUACAGCAUCCCGUUGUUCAAAGAACAUUGUAUCUCCUUGUUUGUAGUUUGAAUUUCCUGAUCAGAGUGGGCAGUGACAAUGAAUCCCAGGGUUCUGCAUCAAUCAUGUCACAAAUUGGUUGUGAAGUAUUAUAUUAUUGUAUAUUCACUGUUGUAACAACAGUUAAGGCGAUGUUUUUUGUCGG